ACACGAGUUGAGAGGUCGAAAAGAGAAGCCGGUGAGUAAAUGACAGCGUGUGGAUUUUCACACAUAAUAAAGUGCCUCCCAUGGCUGGAAGGCUGCUGAGAUUGUCGACUGUUGGUACGGCACUGUUCACCUCCUCAGGAUUCUACCUUUACAACAGACCAGUGGACAUCAAUGACAUCAGCCUUGUCCGCUUCGGGAGGGCUGCGGCCACCACGGCGAUCAUCAGCUAUGACUACCUCACGUCUCUGAGGCAUGUGGAGCACGGCACAGAGGAAUACUGGGCACUCAAGUCCAAGCUUCACCGCAGGUCGGCGGAGCGCCUGCGGGACCUGUGCUGCGCCAACCGGGGCACCUUCAUCAAGGUGGGCCAGCACCUGGGCGCCCUGGACUACCUGCUGCCGGAGGAGUACACGUCCACGCUGCGCGUGCUGCACAGCCGCGCGCCCCAGAGCUCCCUGGAGGAGAUCCGGCAAGUGCUCCGGGAAGACCUGGGCAAGGAGCUCUCAGACCUGUUCGUCGCCUUCGAGGAGAAGCCCCAGGGCGCCGCCUCCUUGGCCCAGGUCCACAAGGCCGUGCUGCGUGAUGGGAGGACUGUGGCCGUGAAGGUCCAGCACCCCAAGGUCCAGGCGCAGAGCUCCCAAGACAUCGUGCUCAUGGAGGCGCUGCUGAGGAUGGUCCACUGGGUGUUCCCAGACUUUGCCUUCAUGUGGCUGGUCGAGGAGGCCAAGAAGAAUAUGCCUCUGGAGCUGGACUUCCUCAACGAGGGGCGCAACGCAGAGAAGGUGGCCGGCAUGCUGGGGCACUUCCCCUUCCUCAAGGUUCCUAAGAUCCACUGGGAUCUGUCCACCAAGCGGAUCCUGACCAUGGACUUUGCCGAGGGAGGCCAGGUCAACGACAGGGACUACAUGAGGAGGCACGGCAUCAACGUCAACGAGAUCUCUCAGAACCUGGGCAAGAUGUACAGCGAGAUGAUCUUUGUGCAUGGCUUCGUGCACUGUGACCCCCACCCAGGGAACGUGCUGGUGAGACGGAGCCCCCAGAGUGGCCAGACGGAGAUCGUCCUGCUGGACCACGGCCUGUACCAGGUCCUGCACCCAGACUUCAGGAUGGACUACUGCCGCCUGUGGCAGGCCCUCAUCAAGGGGGACAUGAAGGGCGUGGAGAGGCACAGCCGGAGCCUGGGGGCAGGAGACCUCUACGCCCUGUUCGCCUGCGUGCUCACCGCCCGCUCCUGGACCUCUGUCACAGCCGGCAUCAGCAGCACCCCUGUCACGCACUCGGAGGACGUGGAGAUCAGGACCAACGCGGCGCUCUACCUCCCCCAGAUCAGCGAGCUGCUGAACCGCGUGCCCCGUCAGAUGCUGCUGCUGCUGAAGACCAACGACCUGCUGCGGGGCAUCGAGACCACGCUGCAGACCCGGGCCAGCGCCUCCUCCUUCAUCAACAUGUCCCGCUGCUGCACGCGCGCUUUGGCCAGGCACCAGAGGAGCAAGGCGCGCUGGAGGACACAGCGAUUGCAGAUCACCCUGUGGGAGUGUGUGAGCCUCUGGCAGAUCAGUGUGUACGAGAUGUUCCUCUGGGUCAAGGGUUCAAUGCUGGGGUCCUGGGUCUCCGGUCUGCUUACCUUGCUGCACUAGACACACACACACACACAUCUACACAAACACACACAUCUAUGCACACAUUCAUGCAUACCUGCAAACGACCAUACCUUCAUGUAAACCCUGAGAUGCAAGCAACAUGUGAACACGCGUGACCACAAACAGACAAUAGACAAUCUUCUUGAAACGCACAGAAAAUGCAGUACCGUGGACGGUGGCAUGUGGACAGCGAGGAGGAUCAACCUGUCUUGACAUCAUCUGAAAAUGACAGAUAGAUUGGGGGGGGGGG
This is a messenger RNA of Osmerus eperlanus (European smelt), 1890 nucleotides long. RefSeq names its product aarF domain containing kinase 1 (gene adck1). The transcript has 11 exons. Bases 81 to 1637 code for a protein of 518 amino acids. The record is from RefSeq and is a predicted model, not a curated record. NCBI's taxonomy places the organism in Eukaryota, Metazoa, Chordata, Actinopteri, Osmeriformes, Osmeridae.